AUGGAAAAUCAAAUCAAUUCAUGUAUAUACGAUCAACAGAAGAUAUCAAGAAUCCAAUUCCAAUCUACUACGGAGUCAACGUGGACGAGGUAUGAAGACAAGCUUUUUGAGAGAGCUUUGGUGGAUGUUCCGGAGAAUAUUACAGAACGGUGGGAUGAGAUAGCAAAAGCCGUUCCAGACAAUUAUGAUGAAAAGGAAUCGAUUGUGAGUUUGGAUUCCGAGCUGAGAAGAAGUCAGAUUUCUUUUAGGGCAGCGGGAAGGGGGUCUAGACAUGGAGAAUGUGAGAGGAAGAAAGGGACUCCCUGGACACAAGAAGAGCACAGGAAUUUUCUGAAGGGGUUGAAGUUGUACGGAAAAGGUGAUUGGCGGAGCAUAUCAAGGAACUGCGUGAUCACAAGGACACCAACACAAGUGGCCAGCCAUGCCCAGAAAUAUUUCCUCCGACAGAGUUCACUGACAAAAGAAAGGAAGAGAGCAAGCAUCCACGACAUAACCACCACAAUGGUGAUGCAGCCACCGCUGCCCACUAGCGGCCAAGGUGGAGCACUACACGGCAUCAUUGAUAUGACAGGAAAAUCUCUAGUAAACUUUACACGCAUCAAUGAGAUGUACCCGACAAGUAAUCAUGUGUUUCAAGAUCAAAAGGAAAAUGACAUACUAGGGUAA
Molecule: messenger RNA, 666 nt
Organism: Lactuca virosa
Lineage: Eukaryota; Viridiplantae; Streptophyta; Magnoliopsida; Asterales; Asteraceae
Source: the annotation of a GenBank genome assembly